Molecule: messenger RNA, 1311 nt
Organism: Pieris macdunnoughi
Lineage: Eukaryota; Metazoa; Arthropoda; Insecta; Lepidoptera; Pieridae
Source: the annotation of a GenBank genome assembly
AUGAAGAUGAAUGCUACAAGUUUAUACACAUCAACUUCAAGAUUAAUACUGUUAGCUGACCCAGCGGAUAAAAGUUCUUGGUCCGAUUUAUAUCGUCUUGUUCCUUAUUUAAGACAAUCAUUAUCAUGUACUGUUUGCGGAAAUUUACUAAAAGAGCCUUUUACUCCUGAGAGUUCCAAUUGCCAGCAUCAUGUGUGUAAAAAUUGCAUAGGUGGAAGAAAAAAAUUAAAGCCCUCUUGUAGUGAGUGUAAGGAUUAUGAGGAUUAUACUGAUAACAGUCUGUUAAGGACUCUUCUUCAAUGUUACAAAAAACUUUGUGAGUAUUUUAUGGAUACAGAAACAUACAGAGUUUUAGUAGAAGAAGAUGCUUCAGUAGUUGGGCAAAAUGGUGGUGUUGUUGCUAGUUCGGGUUUGAUAGAUUUGAUAAGAGAGGGGGCCCGUUUUGAUGAUGAUUAUAAGUGUAAUGCUGGCCUAUCAAAAUCAGCAUAUAGUAUUUUGCCAUGUGUCUAUAACUCUUCGUCAACUCAAACCCAGGCUGCUUCAUCAUCAACUAGUAUAGAAACAAGGUCUUCUAAUAAAUACACCACCAAUAACAGAGAUAUAUCCAAUGGAUCUCCUUUAUAUUCAGUUAUGUAUGCAGGAUCUGGCAACAAAAUAACAAUUAAAAGAAAAAAUGCUGAUGACACAGAAGUAACACAAAGUGAGAAUAGCUUACUAGAUGGCAAAACGAGUCAACUUCCCUUUAAGAAGCCUUCAAACCGAUCACGCAACCCUGGCAGUAAAAGAAAAGGUUGCCGUUGUGGUAAUGCUACAGCAACUCCUGGAAAACUUACUUGCUGUGGUCAGCGUUGCCCCUGUUAUGUUGAGAGUAAGCCUUGUACUGAAUGUAAAUGUAAAGGUUGCAGAAAUCCACAUAGGGCAGAUGGUUUAAAGGUUCGUCCACACUUACCACAUAUAGAUACCCUACAAUUAACACUUAAUAUGAAUCCCAGCAGUUCACCGUCAUGUUCAGGAUCUAUGGACAGUCUCGAUACUGAUUCACUAACAAUGGAGGCCAUGGAGGAAUCUCUUGGGUUCAGUGCAGAUUAUAAGUCACCGAAUCUCAAAGUAUACACAAGCCAGAUACAAGAAGUGUCGGCAUCCUUACCAGCUACAAUAUUAAUGGAUGAAGAGCUCCCAGCCUCUCCUGACAAUUUAAGCUCUCCAUGUGAAUAUGCUCAGUAUUCUCCUAGAGGAACAAAUGAUACUGAGCUAUCACCACAAUCCACAGGCACACAGGAUAUAAUGAGUGACCCAGAAUUAGAUGCGUGA